AUGGAGUCAGGUAAAUACUGUUUAAAAAAGACUUUAUUCUACACCAAGGGAUCUGAGCAUGCAGGCAUCGGGAGCCGCCUCCUCGCAGGCUGCACCACAGGGGCACUGGCAGUGGGCGUAGCCCAACCCACAGAUGUGGUGAAGGUACGUUUCCAGGCCCAGGCUCGUGCAGGUGGCAGCCGGAGAUACCAGGGUACAAUGGAUGCCUAUAAGACCAUUGCCCGAGAGGAGGGCCUUCGGGGCUUAUGGAAAGGAACUUCACCUAAUGUUGCCCGCAAUGCUAUCGUCAACUGUGCUGAGCUGGUGACCUAUGAUCUCAUCAAAGAUGCCCUCCUGAAGGCCCAUCUCAUGACUGAUGACCUUCCAUGCCACUUCACAUCAGCCUUUGGGGCUGGCUUCUGCACCACCAUCAUUGCUUCCCCCGUGGAUGUGGUCAAGACGAGAUACAUGAACUCUGCCGCGGGCCAGUAUGCCAGUGCUGGCCACUGCGCCCUCACCAUGCUUCGAAAGGAGGGACCCCAAGCCUUCUACAAAGGGUUCAUGCCUUCCUUCCUCCGCUUGGGCUCCUGGAAUGUAGUGAUGUUUGUCACCUACGAGCAACUGAAACGGGCCCUGAUGGCCGCUCGCACUACCUGGGAAGCUCCUUUCUGAGCCCUCUCCUGCUAGCUUUUCUGCUUUGAGUCCAGACCUCAUUCUGCCUCUCCUCCCCUGCCUUAGCAUUGAAGGAACCCCCUCCACCUUGGCCCCAUUUAAACCUUCUCCAGCCUACUUCUGCCAUUACAGCCUCACCCAGUUCUUAAGCUCCUUCUAAUAAAGCCAAACCAGA
Messenger RNA from Trichosurus vulpecula (common brushtail), 826 nucleotides. Its product is annotated as mitochondrial uncoupling protein 2-like. Gene Ontology annotation, molecular function: oxidative phosphorylation uncoupler activity. Bases 1 to 651 code for a protein of 216 amino acids. The record is from RefSeq and is a predicted model, not a curated record. NCBI's taxonomy places the organism in Eukaryota, Metazoa, Chordata, Mammalia, Diprotodontia, Phalangeridae. The transcript has a single exon. Gene Ontology annotation, biological process: adaptive thermogenesis; response to cold; mitochondrial transmembrane transport.